This is a messenger RNA of Anopheles maculipalpis, 1567 nucleotides long. RefSeq names its product alanine--glyoxylate aminotransferase 2, mitochondrial. NCBI's taxonomy places the organism in Eukaryota, Metazoa, Arthropoda, Insecta, Diptera, Culicidae. Gene Ontology annotation, cellular component: mitochondrion. The transcript is spliced from 5 exons. Gene Ontology annotation, biological process: glyoxylate catabolic process. Gene Ontology annotation, molecular function: L-alanine:glyoxylate transaminase activity; pyridoxal phosphate binding. The record is from RefSeq and is a predicted model, not a curated record. Bases 30 to 1487 code for a protein of 485 amino acids.
GUACACUUCGCGACCAAAAACUGCACCGGAUGCUCACAACACAACCAAAAACUCAACAUCCAGAGUCGCUAAAGCAACCUAGGCAGCAUCCGCAUGAUUUCCCGGCAUACAAAGGACAAUCUUACGAAGACGUCGUGAAACUUCGCAAAAAGUAUCUAACGCCAAAUGUGACCUCGUACUACAAGAAGCCGUUGUUGAUUCAUAAAGGCAGCGGUGCACAGCUUUUUGACCAAGAAAAAAGUUAUUUGGACAUGUUUGGUGGAAUAGUUACUGUCUCCGUCGGCCACUGCCAUCCGAAAGUGAAUGCUGCCUUGGAGGAACAACUACGCACACUGUGGCACACGACAAAUAUUUACAUGCAUCCCAAGCUGCACGAAUAUGCGGAAAAAUUAGUGGCCAAAAUGCCCGGCGAUCUGAAAAACGUAUACUUUGUUAAUUCAGGCUCCGAGGCGAACGAUUUAGCCAUGGUUAUGGCUCGUUUGUAUACAGGCAACCAUGACAUCAUUAGUUUUCGAAAUGCGUAUCAUGGUGCGUCUCCAUAUACGAUGGGACUUACGGCACACUCCACCUGGCGAUACCCACUGCCCGGGCUUAAUAGUGGUAUACUCCACGCAAUGAAUCCCGACCCAUACACGGGAAUAUGGGGUGGUAAGCAGUGCCGAGAUUCGCCUGUUCAAACUACACGGAACUGCGACUGCCAGGAAGGUGAAUGUAAGGCAUCGGACAAGUACUACGAGCAGCUGGAACAAAUAUUCAAAUAUUCACUUCCACGUGGCAAGGUGGCCGCAAUGUUCGCCGAGUCCAUUCAGGGCGUUGGAGGCACUGUACAGUACACGAAGGGAUACAUAAAGCGUGCCGCGGAGCUUGUGCGCGCUAACGGUGGACUGUUCAUUUCGGAUGAGGUACAGUCCGGAUUUGGGCGUACUGGCGAACACUAUUGGGGUUUUGAAGGACAUGAUUUCGUCCCGGAUAUAGUGACAAUGGCGAAAGGCAUUGGGAACGGAUUUCCUAUGGGUGCAGUUAUUACAUCGCGGAAAAUCGCGGAGGUGCUUUCCCAGGCCUUGCACUUCAAUACUUUCGGAGGCAACCCGCUAGCAUGUGCUGUGGGGAUAGCGGUUCUCGAUGUAAUCGAUGAAGAAGAAUUGCAAAAGAACUCACUAAAUGUGGGUACCUACUUGUUGAAAGGACUGCAACAACUCCGCGAGAAGCACGAUGUUAUUGGAGAUGUUCGAGGGAAGGGACUGAUGAUUGGCGUGGAGCUAGUUGCUGAUAAGGAGACGCGACAGCAUUUGAGCGCUCCGCAUUUCGUCGAUAUCUGGGAAAUGUGCAAAGACAUGGGCGUCUUGUUCGGAAGGGGCGGACUAAAUGCAAAUGUCCUUAGAAUUAAGCCUCCGAUGUGCAUAACAAAAGCGGACGUCGAUUUUUCCUUGCAUAUUCUUGACACUGCCUUGAGCAAGCACUCGGAAAAAGUGCGACAAAAUUCGUAAAAUCGUUACAAUUCGAUGUUUUUUUUGCAAUACAUCAAUGGAAUAGAAGAAUUGUGCAUCAAUGAGCUGAUUAACACAUG